Drosophila serrata is the source of this 4703-nucleotide messenger RNA. RefSeq names its product SAM-motif ubiquitously expressed punctatedly localized protein (gene Samuel). Gene Ontology annotation, molecular function: chromatin binding; histone binding. Gene Ontology annotation, biological process: negative regulation of DNA-templated transcription. NCBI's taxonomy places the organism in Eukaryota, Metazoa, Arthropoda, Insecta, Diptera, Drosophilidae. Gene Ontology annotation, cellular component: PRC1 complex; nucleus. The record is from RefSeq and is a predicted model, not a curated record.
GUCAACUCGUGCAAAUGUGAAAAAAAGCUUAAAGUCUGCGGCACUAUCAGUGAUCGACAGUUUCCCUUGAUCGACGAUCCACGAUCCGCGAUCAACGAUCCCUAAACCCAAAGCGCGCGUAAAUAGAGUAUAAAAUCGUACAACUCACAUUGAUAAAGAAAAAGUACACACAAAAUCCAGUGACGAGAUAUUAAAUUGUGUGCAUGUGCAUGUGUGUGCGUGGGCGUUGUGCAAAAAAUAAAUGAAAGAUUGAAAAAGUGUAAAUCAUAUAAGCGUAACGGUAACGGCAGGAGAAAUAAAUUUAAAAAAGUGCACAAAAACGUCGCAGCUAAUCCCAACUAAAAAUACACCGCACAGCAGAUAAAAGCACACUCCCGCGAAUAUUUAUAUUUAGUUUUUACACCGAACUCACGUGUCUAACGACAGUUUGACAGCCGAGAUACAAAUCUCUUCUUUUGGUUUUAGUUUUUUAGUUUUUUUUGCGAGAAGCUGCGCACGUGACCAGCCAUUAAUGAAUGAGACACCAGAGAUAUAGGGAAAAGCCAAGAGGGAGAGGUACGGGUAGAGUGAGAGAGAGAGAUAGAGAGAGAGAGCGGGACAAGUGAUAACGCCGCGAAGAAAGAAAGAAAUCCCGAAAUCUUAUGCAAAUAUCGAAGAGCCACACAAAAAAGUGAAACGCAAAAAAUCAAGUUUAAAAGUCAAGAGUCACAAAACAAAAUUCAAUAAACAAUGUUUUGAAAGUUCAAAAGCUAUAAAACAACAAAUGUUAAUUGUGCAAAGAAACACAAAAAGUAUAUUCGAUUAUCUCACCCGAAACCAAAAGUGGUAGAAUUAGUUAAAUAAACCAAAAAUAUUAAGUGCAAACAGUGGCUAAAAACAAGAUUGUUCACAAGAAUAUGAAAUAUCAAUAAUAAACGGAGUAAUAAGACAGUAAAGCAAUUCGGUUUCAACUAAAAGUAACAAAUUAUAUUGAAAUUAAUAUCUCGACUAGACUUAAACUUAUGACAAAUUGGCAACAAUUCUAUUAGUUAGUCAAAAGAACAACAAUAGACACUUGUUGGGGCAAUCAACGUCGAAACAAUCAAAAAGCAGCAGCCAGCAGUCGGCAGUGUGACAGAGACAGACGCGGAUCGCCAGAGAGAGAGGGCAAAUCGAGUCGGUUUGACAAUAUGUUGAGCCCCCAUAAUGAAGGAAAUUGAUACGGAGACAACAGUAGUAUGGCCAGCCUGGUGUUAUUCCGGUAACGCACCCACAGACAUUCUGCAGCAGAAGCCCGCCAAGGCCACCACCGCCAUUGUGGGCGGUCGCAGUGCAGCCCAACCCACGGCCACCCACGAGGAUCAUCAGCAAGCGGCCACCAGUGUCGUCACCAAGCGGAAGCACCUCGAACGGCUUGCCAGCGAUCUCCGGCAGCUGGGACAGGGUCAGGGUCAGGCCAGGAGCCAUCAUCAUCAUCACCAGGAGCUCCAAGCUAAGAUGCUCAGCGAGCGAUCGCUGUUGCUCAGCGGAUAUGGAGCCAUCGAGAGCAGUGCCAAGAAGUUGAGUGAGGCGGCCACUGGGGGUGGUGGUGCGGCGGGUGGGGCGGUUAGUCAGGCUGCCACGCCCACAACCACCCACCUGGGCACCACGUCCUCCUCCUCCUCAUCCUCGCCGGCAUCGUCUUCGAACGCAAAUACAGCCUCAGUGGCUGCCGCCUAUGCUGCCUUGUAUUUGGAGAAGGUCAAGCAUGAGAAGUUGUCGCCGCAAAUGGAUAACCAUAAGGAUGUGAUGAUGGAGGCCAAACCCAUGGUUACCAUACACAACAACAAUAAUAAUAACACUGUUAACAAUAACAAUAGUAGCAACACCGGAAGUGGCAGCAAUCAUCAACAAUCGAGUCAACAACAAACACAUUUGGGACUCAGUGUAAAGAGAGAGCGUCUUAGUCCAGGGAGCAAUAGCAGUAGCCACAACGGUGAAGUUACCGUCAGCUCAUUUGCCAGAUCUCGCAGCGCCACGCCCUCCUCGUCAUCGUAUCGUGGUGGUGGUGGUGGUGGUGUCUCACCCAAUCAGCAACAUAACCAGCGCCUAAGUCCGCCCAAUGCCCCAACUGGUGGCAACACAGCAACAUCAUCUGGUGGAGCCACCGCCACGCACAUGCCGGUGCACAAUUUGUCAACGAAUUUGCUGAAUAGCAUUCAACAGGCUGCCGCAAGUCAGCAACAUCGCAACAGCAGCAGCAACAGCAGCAGCAGCAACAGCGGCAACAGUGGCAACAGCAACAGCGGCAGCAAGCCGGAAAGUGGAGCGGCAUCAAGUGGCGGCGCCUCGGAUUUCUCCACUCGCAACUACUCGGACAUAAUGCGAUGUCUGGCGGCCAAGUACAAUAAUACCAAUCCCAAUGACAACAAUGCAACACGUCGCAAUUCCUAUUACGAUGGCAAUUGCUCUUCAUCGCCAGCGGGAACUGGAGGUGGACCCGGAUCCGGAGCAGGAGCAGGAGCCACCACCUCUGCCCCAAGCUCUGGUCUCAAAUCGUCCAACAUCAGCUGCAGCAGCAGCACUAGCACCAGUACCAGCAACAGUUGCCCUAAUCCCGCCAAGAAACACUCGCCAUCGGCAGCUGGAAAUUCCUCUGCCGUCAGUUUGCCCAAGGAGACCAAAGUGAGCGGAGGCGGAGGCGGAGGCGGAGGCGGAGGAGGAGGUGGUACUUUGAGUGUGGGUGGUACAGCAGGUAGUGGUGGUGUUGCCUCGUCCCUGGCACAACUGGUGCCACCACCCGCCGCACCAUCGCCCACAGAGCAGGCCAAAAGCCAAAUGGCCGCCGUGGUGGCUGCAGCGAGUGUCUCACCGUUCAUGACCAACUUUCUGCCCUUCUCAUCCGGCAUUUUCCCGCCGCUGAUAGACAUGAGCAGCACUCAGGCACUGCUGACGCUGGCGCGUGCUGUCAAAGAUGCCGAAAUCCAACAGAUUCUGCGCAGCAAGCAACAGCGUUCCGGGUCCAAUGCCUCCUCUCCCAGUACGAGUGCAGCGGGCACGCCGCGUUCCAACUCCACUCUGAAUGCGGCACUGCAGCAGGCAGCCCAAUUUGUAACCCCCGCCCUCAUCUACUCGGCGCAACUGCAGCAGCAACAGCAGCAACAUCAACGGCAGCAGCAACAGCAACAGCAGCAGCAGCAACAAUCGCAUCACGCUUCGCGGCAGUCUAGUCCACGUUCCACCAACGAUGCCUCUGGAGUGGCGCCCAUGGGGGGAGGUGACGGCGGUGGUGGUGCGUCGGCGGCGCCACUGGACUUGAGCUCCCAACCGCCGGCCGCCAAGCGUUUUAAGGCCGAACGUCGUGCCAGUUCCACGGCGACAACGGCCACCACAGCCUCGGCCACAUCCACGCCAUCCCCGCCACCAUUGGAGCAACAGCAGCAGCAGCACCAGCAGCACGAUGAGAUCCAUUCUGGCAACGCCAACGCAGGAGCAGCAUCGGUAGCCGGAGCAGGAACGGGAUCGGGAACGGGAUCGGGUUCAGGAGCUGGCAGAGCCCGGAGACGGUGUCAGGCGCAGAGUGAGGAGGUGAACUCUUGGUCCGUGGACGAUGUGUGCGGCUUUGUGGGUGGAAUUGAUAUAUGCGCCGAAUAUGUUCAGUCUUUCCGCGAUCAGUCCAUCGAUGGCACUGGUUUGCCGCUCUUAACCGAGGAUCACUUGGUUAACUCGCUGGGCAUGAAGCUGGGGCCGGCUCUGAAGCUGCGCUCCAUAUUGGCGAAGAAAUUGGGCGGGCCGUGUCCGUGUGUUGCAUGCGUUGCGCAGGCGCAACAAAUGCUGGCACUGCAGACGACGGGCGGGGCAGGAGCAGCAACACCAGCAACAGGAGCAGCAGCAGCAGGAGUUGCAACAGGAGGCACAGCGAGUUGCAGCUUCAAGACGGAGAUCUUCAAUGGCAGCAGCAGCAGCAAUGGGAGCAGCAACAGCAACAGCAGCAGUGGCAGCAACAGCAACUGCAACAGCAAUCAGGGCAGCGAUGUUGCAGCUGCAACAGCAACAGCAGCAGCAAGCUCUCCCGGUGCUGGCAACAUGCUGCUGCCAGUGUUGCCGUGCAGCGGCGAGGCCAGCUAGUUGGCUCCACAAAAAAGCAAGCAAACCUACAGAGAUAUGUAUACAAAAACAUAUUUAUGCUAACUAAAUUGCAUUUCAACUGCAAAACUGUUGUACCAAAUGAGCUUUCGAAGGACUAGAAGCAAGAAAAGGAAUGAAACGCACGAAAAUCGGAGGGAACAAGACCCUAAUGUAUAGACUAAACAGUAAAUAUGUAAUUUAAAUGCUAGCUAAAGUUGUAAACUUUAAAUGACGACAACAACAAUAAUCGCAAAGUCUUCCAAUUUGCAAGCACACACAACCACAAACAAAACAAAACAAAAAAAAAGAAUGCAAAAAAACAAAAAGCAAAUCAUAUUUGUAUAACAUUUAUCAAUUUAUUAGUCAAUUUAAUGAGAGAGAGAAAGGAGAGUUUGAGUUUUUUCGUUUACGUACUUAAGUGCAAAGCGCAUUUGCAUUGAUUUUAUUUAUUUCUAUGACUUUUCUUCGUUUUUAACUGCUAGUCAGUAAAUAUAUAUUUUAUAGAAUUCCGCAAAGAUGUGAAGCAAACUUAAAAAUUCAAUUUUAUUGCUUAGCGAAUCGAAGUAAAAGGCUAUUUAUUUUUUAUGUAUACAUUCAUAUAUAUAUAUUGUUAAACC